Messenger RNA from Nicotiana attenuata, 369 nucleotides. Its product is annotated as plasma membrane ATPase 2-like. Gene Ontology annotation, molecular function: nucleotide binding; P-type proton-exporting transporter activity. Bases 34 to 366 code for a protein of 110 amino acids. Gene Ontology annotation, cellular component: plasma membrane. The record is from RefSeq and is a predicted model, not a curated record. The transcript is spliced from 2 exons. Gene Ontology annotation, biological process: regulation of intracellular pH; proton transmembrane transport. NCBI's taxonomy places the organism in Eukaryota, Viridiplantae, Streptophyta, Magnoliopsida, Solanales, Solanaceae.
GCAAAAGGAGUGGAUGUUGAUACUGUGGUUCUAAUGGCUGCUAGAGCUUCACGGGUGGAAAACGAAGAUGCAAUUGAUGCUGCCAUUGCGGGGAUGUUGGCUGAUCCGAAAGAGGCGAGAGCUGGAAUUCAAGAGGUUCAUUUUCUUCUGUUCAAUCCAACUGAUAAGUGCACAGCUCUAACAAAUCUUGCCAGUGAAGGCAAAAUGCAUCGAGUCAGUAAAGGUGCCCCUGAACAGGUAAAGGGUAAACUGCUUCUGAUUUCAUAUCUUGAUAGUUUGCAUUGCCAGUGUUUUCGAGAGCGCAAAGCGCAAAAAACGCGACAAGGGCUCGACCUCGCUUCAAAAGCGAAGCGCACGCUUUAUUAAACG